GGUGAUUAUGUUUAGACUUAGGCCAGAUGUUUGUAGAGCAAUUUUGGCUACUUCUAUUAUUUGGAUACUUGUUGAUAUAAUUAUUCUUUUUUAUUAUCUUGAUAGAAGCCUUAUUGGUUCGCAAUCAGAAAGGACGAUGAUGCCUCAAAAAGAACAAAUUUCUGAUGAUGUUAAAUCCAAUGAAGAGAAAAAAAUAUUAAGAAGACCGAAAAAUAGAGAAAUUGCCCUUCCAGAACAACCAAAAGAAGAGGACAAAGAAUUGGAAUUGUUACUUUCCCAAUUAAAUUUUGACCCGAAUGGGCCAGGAGAAGGUGGAAAAGGGGUUGAAAUUGCUAAAGAAAAGGAAGAAGAGAAAAAAGAAAAGUUCAAACAAAAUCAAUUUAACCUUAUGGCAUCUGAUCAAAUUAGCGUUAACAGAACAAUACCUGAUUAUAGAACUGAAAAAUGUAAAAGUCAACCUGUCCCUGAAAAUUUACCAACAGUUUCAAUUAUUAUUGUUUUUCAUAACGAAGCUUGGAGUACUUUAUUACGAACUCUUCACUCUGUUGUUAAUCGAACGCCGCUCAAACUUUUAAAAGAAAUUAUUUUAAUUGAUGAUAAAAGUGAAAGAAAUUAUUUAAAGAAGCCUUUGAAAAGAUAUAUUAGAAGAUUCACGAUUCCUGUGCAUUUGAUGCACUUACCUGAACGUUCUGGCCUAAUUAGAGCACGUUUAGCCGGUUCUGCUAUGGCAAAGGGAGAUAUUUUGCUCUUUUUGGAUGCCCAUGUUGAAGUGAGUAUUGGCUGGCUAGAACCUUUAAUUAUUAGAGUAGCGGAGGAUCGUACUCGGGUUGUUGCACCAAUAAUUGAUGUAAUUUCUGAUGAUACUUUUGAAUAUGUUACAGCUUCUGAUACAACUUGGGGAGGAUUUAAUUGGCAUUUAAACUUUAGAACGCCGACAAUUGCUGGUGGUCUCUUUGCCAUUGAUAAAAAAUAUUUUUAUGAGAUUGGCUCUUAUGACAAAGGAAUGCAUGUUUGGGGUGGAGAGAAUUUGGAAAUUUCAUUUCGAGUUUGGAUGUGUGGAGGAUCUUUGGAAAUUCAUCCAUGUUCUCGAGUUGGGCACGUUUUUCGCAAACAAACUCCUUACACUUUCCCUGGCGGAACUGCAACAAUUAUACAUCACAAUGCUAGGAGAACAGCUGAAGUAUGGAUGGACGAUUAUAAGCAAUUCUUUUAUGCAACAGUUACAGCGGCUCGCCAUGUUGACGUUGGCGACGUUACUGAACGUCAAAGAUUGCGUGAACGACUGAAAUGUAAAUCUUUUAAAUGGUAUCUAGAAAAUAUUUACCCAGAAUCGCCUUUGCCUGCAAAUUAUUUGUCUAUUGGAGAGAUAAAAAAUCCUAGCACUAAAUUAUGUAUUGAUACAAUGGGAAAAAGUGGAGGACAACCACCUGGGGUGACUGCAUGUCAUGGACAGGGAGGGAAUCAAGCUUGGAGUUUGACUGGAGAUGGUGAAAUUCGAACUGAUGAAACCUGUUUAGCUGGAAAAGAUGAUAAUUCACUUAAUAUGGAAAAAUGUUCUACAAACCAUCCAAAUGCAAAACAACAAUUUAGCUACAUUCCAAUAACUAAACAAAUUGUUCAUAUCAAAAGCCAGCUUUGCUUACUUCUAAAAACACCAGCGAUGCAAUUAACCCUAGCAGAUUGUAAUUCAAUAAGUGAAGAGAAUAAAUGGGAGCUUGGCCAUUUUAAACAUAUUAGUUAA
Molecule: messenger RNA, 1741 nt
Organism: Meloidogyne enterolobii
Lineage: Eukaryota; Metazoa; Nematoda; Chromadorea; Rhabditida; Meloidogynidae
Source: the annotation of a GenBank genome assembly